GGGUAAAAAAUCCUCUUAGCUAUCUUCGUGAUUAUCAUUGCUUUCCUGUUAUUACCUCUUUACAUGAGCCUCAAUCUUGCUAAGAGGCCUCUUUUAACCCUCUUUGGUAGCAAGCUAUGCAAGAUGAAUUACAAGCUCUUGACAAAACUUGUACAUGGGAUUUGGUUGAUCUUCCUGCUGGAAAGCCUCUAGUAGGUUGUAAAUGGGUGUACAAGAUCAAAACCCAGUCUGAUGGCUCUGUGGAGCGUUACAAGGCUCGUUUGGUUGUUAAAGGAUUUACUCAGGAAUAUGGGAUUGAUUAUGAGGAAACCUUUGCACCUGUUUCUUGUCCUACUUCAAUUCAUAGUUUGAUUACUUUUGCUGCUGCAAAAAGAUGGAAAUUGUUUCAUAUGGAUGUGAAAAAUGACUUUCUAAAUGGUAUUCAUGAUCUUAAGCAAUUUCUCAGUCACAAGUUUGAGAUGAAAAAUCUUGGUGUUUUGACCUAUUUCUUGGGCUUUGAGGUCACCUCUUCUGAUGAUGGUUAUCUUCUUUCUCAAACAAAAUAUGCCUCUAAUCUUAUAUCUAAAGCUGGAGUCACUGAUAGUGAGACUGGAUCUACUCCUCUUGAGCCCAAUGUUUGACUUACAUCCAUGGAUGGUUUUCCAUUAGCUGAUCCUACUCGUUAUAGACAGUUGGUUGGAAGUUUGCUUUAUCUCACUACAACACAACUAGACAUAGCUUAUGCAAUUCAUGUUGUUAGUCAGUUUAUGGUUACGCCUCGCUCCACUCACUAUGCAACAGAACUUCACAUUAUUCGAUAUAUUAAAGGUAUCAUGUUUCA
Messenger RNA from Rubroshorea leprosula, 820 nucleotides. NCBI's taxonomy places the organism in Eukaryota, Viridiplantae, Streptophyta, Magnoliopsida, Malvales, Dipterocarpaceae. The record is from the annotation of a GenBank genome assembly.